This is a messenger RNA of Beta vulgaris subsp. vulgaris (sugar beet), 822 nucleotides long. RefSeq names its product acyl carrier protein 1, chloroplastic. The coding region runs from base 183 to 599 and encodes 138 amino acids. Lineage: Eukaryota; Viridiplantae; Streptophyta; Magnoliopsida; Caryophyllales; Amaranthaceae. The record is from RefSeq and is a predicted model, not a curated record. Gene Ontology annotation, molecular function: phosphopantetheine binding; acyl carrier activity. The transcript is spliced from 4 exons. Gene Ontology annotation, biological process: fatty acid biosynthetic process.
AUAGGCUUAGCCAAAAUCCUCCUAUUACAAAGAGUACUUCUUGUGCGUUUUUUGGCACAAUUUUCAUACUAGUUUUUCUUUAUUGUGCCUAAAAUUGGUUAUAUGAUAUAUCUUCACUUUCUUUUCUAGUUUUCUACUCAGGAUAAGCUUGCCCACUCACUCUCUCUCUCUCUCUAACAGCCAUGGCUUCCUUGUCUGCGACAACUGUUAGGUUCCAGCCUUUGUCCUCCUCACUUCAUAAAAUUAGCCAGGGGAGUGGAAGACUUUCAAGUAUAGUGUCCCUGGAUUGGGGCAAACGCAGUCUCCCAACACUCAGAACUUCCCGUCGUCUGUUGAUCUGUGCUGCAAAGAAAGAGACAGUUGAUAAAGUAUGCGAAAUUGUAAGGGAAAAAUUGGCUUUGGGAGCUGACAUUCAGGUCACUGCUGAUUCUGAGUUCAGUAAACUUGGUGCUGAUUCCUUGGACACGGUUGAGAUAGUGAUGAACCUGGAGGAAGAGUUCGGUAUCAAUGUGGACGAAGACAAGGCUCAAGAUAUAUCAACCAUCCAACAAGCCGCCGACGUUAUUGAGAUGCUCCUUGAGAAGAAAACAGCUGCAUAGAACAAUCUUUCUCUUCAAAUUUAUCCUUCAACCAUUUUACUACUUACUAAAUGGGCAGGCUGGCUAGAGAUUCUUGUUUCUCUUUCAAGGCUUUUUUCUUUAUCUUAUCCAAUUAUUGAUUCAAUUUCGAUUUCUUGCCUUUUUUGGACUUUAUUGUUUGUUGAAUAUGUAAGCGACUUCGUUAGCUAAGAAAGUUUUUGAUGUUAAAUAUUCUUAUUAGACA